AGGGCGCGCUCGGGAGGCAAAUGAGCGGGUUCGCGCAGCCUGGCUCCUCCCUUGUGCGGAAGCGCCGGCCUCCGUUUACUUUGGGCUACGGCGGGCGGCUUCCGAGUGAGUGAGAGGGUUUGAAGCUGCUGCCUGUCCCCGACAUGUCUAAGAACACCAGCGUCGACAAGUUCCGUCGGGUUAAUGUCGAUGACUACGACGAGAACAACUACGUGGACGAGGAGGAUGGAGGCGAGAACCAGCUGGGACCUGACGAAGCCGAGGUGGACGCUUCCAUUAGACAAGGAAACCUGAAUGCAGCUCUCCAAGCAGCACUGAAAAAUCCCCCAAUUAAUACAAAGAAUCAGGCUGUUAAGGACCGAGCAGAAAAUACUGUUGUUAAAGUUUUGACUUCAUUUAAAAGUAAUGAUAUUGAAAAGGCUGUUCAAUCCCUUGACAAGAAUAGCAUUGACCUCCUGAUGAAGUACAUCUACAAAGGUUUUGAAAAACCAUCAGAAAAUAGCAGUGCAAUUUUACUACAGUGGCAUGAAAAGGUGUUAGCAGCUGGAGGAGUGGGAUCCGUAGUACGAGUCCUAACAGCGAGGAAAACUGUUUGAGCAAUGGAACCAAGAGCAGCUAUCUGGUACAGAGAGGCUGGUGCCGAGACCAAAAGAACCAGUUUGUGCAACACUGGAGUCAUAUAAUCUCCUUGCAUUUUUUUUAAAAAUUUGGCUUGCUUUUUAUGACCAGUUUGUAUAUGUAAUUAGCUCUGUUCAUUUGUCUGUUAACCAGAAUCAAAGAUGCAAUUUAAUCUGGUUUUAUUAACCCAGUACUUAGUACAAUUUUUGUAUUCAAACAAGAACAUUUCUGAAGCACGGUUUUAUUUUUAAAAAAAGACUUGCCAGAAAAUUGGAGAUUUUUCUUUGCAGAAAACUGUAUCCUUUUUUACUUCAAAUGUUUUAUUGAAUAAAGGUACAGUAUAUGAAUGUUUGAUGCAGACAUGAACAUGACUAAAAUUUGAUGCAUUCAGAUGCAGUUGGCCACACAUACAGCUGUUCAUGAGCAUUUUAAAUUUGAAGCUCGGAUGUGUAGCUGAGUGUUAAAAGUUGAACCACAUAAAAUAUUUCUGUUUGAAA
Molecule: messenger RNA, 1115 nt
Organism: Carcharodon carcharias (great white shark)
Lineage: Eukaryota; Metazoa; Chordata; Chondrichthyes; Lamniformes; Lamnidae
Gene: arpc5b
Product: actin related protein 2/3 complex, subunit 5B
Exons: 4
Coding region: 144-596 (150 amino acids)
Biological process (GO): regulation of actin filament polymerization; Arp2/3 complex-mediated actin nucleation; cell migration
Cellular component (GO): actin cytoskeleton; cytoplasm; Arp2/3 protein complex
Molecular function (GO): actin filament binding
Source: RefSeq, a predicted model, not a curated record